GUGGCUUUCAGGCUCUGAGAACUGAAUGUAAGGUUUGGGUUGGGAAGUGUAGACUUUUGGUUUCACUUCUUACUCUGUCAGUGGCUCUCAAGUUCGUCCCCACAACAGCAACCUCACCUCACACUCUCAUUGGGAGUGGGUUGCUAGAGAACGUGAUAGAAAUCUCUGUGAGGACAAGUUACAAAGUCCGGGACCAGUCAGGCCUGUGCUUUGGCUCCCGAGAACUCUGAAGAACAGAAUCCCUGUCCUCCGCACCCUCCUGCUGCUGCUGGCUGCCGCCCUAGGCUCCGCCCAGACCCAGGCAGGCUCGACUCGCUGAGGCAUUUCCGCACCAUCGUGUCCCGGCCCCUCCGUACGUUGCCAUUGGCUACGGGGACAAUUCGCAGUUCGACAGAGAAGCGGAAACUCUGAGAGCCAGGCCGCGGGUUCCGUGGGUAGAGCAUGAGGGGCCGGAGUACUGGGAGCGCGAGACGCGGAUAUUCAAGGAGCACCCACAGAAUUUCCGAACGUGACUUCGGAACCUGCUCCACCUCUACCACCAGAGUCAGGACGUUUCUACAGAAGCCAAUCAGCGAAAAGGUGGUUGCAAAGUUCCACAGUCAAGAGGAAGAAAGACCACAGAAAUGAGGACCAGGUCUUCUGCUACCUGGCUCACGCUGCUGGCCAGCUCCUUAGUUCAGAUCCAGAUCCAGGCUAGCUCGCACUCGCUGCGGUAUUUCUACACGGUUGUGUCCCGGCCCGGCCUCGGAGAGCCCCGGUUCACCAUCGGCGGCUACGUGGACGACACGCAGUUCGUGCGCUUCGACAGCGACGCCGAGACUCCGAGGGUAGAACCGCGGGCGCCGUGGGUCGAGCAGGAGGAGCCGGAGUAUUGGGAGGAGGAGACACGGAAAGCCAGGAACACAGGGAAGAACUUCAAAUUGAACCUGAAGACCCUGCUUGGCUACUACAACCAGAGCGACAACGACCGUCACACGCUGCAGUGGAUGUACGGCUGCGACCUGGGGCCGGACGGCCUCCUGCUCCGCGGGUACUGUCAGGAGGCCUAUGACGGCCGCGAUUACAUCGCCCUGAACGAGGACCUGCGCUCCUGGACCGCACACGACACGGCCUCACAGAUCUCUAAGCGCAAGUCAGAGGACGUAGACGAGGCCCACCACCAGAGGGCGUACCUGCAGGGCGCGUGCAUAGACUGGCUCCAGAGAUACUUGGAGUUGGGGAAUGGCACCCUGCUGCGCUCAGAACCCCCAAAGGCACAUGUGACCCAUCACCCCAUACUGAAAGGAGAUGUUACCCUGAGGUGCUGGGCCCUGGGCUUUUACCCUGCUGAGAUCUCCAUGACCUGGCAGUUGGAUGGGGAAGACUUGACUCAGGACGUGGAACUUGUGGAGACCAGACCUGCAGGGGACAGAACCUUCCAGAAGUGGGCAGCUGUGGUGGUGCCUUCUGGGAAGGAACAGAGAUACACAUGCCAUGUGCACCAUGAGGCCCUGCCUGAGCCCCUCACCCUGAAAUGGGAACCUGAUUGGUACCAGAAAUUCAUCAAAAAUGACGAGUCCAUGAUUCUCAUCUUCCUUCUGCUCAUCCUCAUCAUCAUCCUCUUCUACCUCCUCAUCUUCAGCAUCAGGGCUCGGGUGUUUCACAUGCAUAUGAAGAAGAAUGAAGGUAGAGAAGAGAUGUGCUCUGAGUUUUCCUGUCCCACUGAGGGUGUCAGGCCAUAGGUAGUAUGUGCCCUGCUUAGGUAAUGGGGUGUAUUCUCCACGUCUCUGUCUGCUUAGUCUGGGACAUUUUUGUUGAACCUUCAGAAGUAGAGCAAACUGAAGGGCAGUUUUUGCUUGGGGAUGGUUCUGGUGACUGAGACCUCAUGCCCAGCAGUCACAGGCAGAGGUCUCACUGAGGACAAAACUCCAGGAAGGCAUUACAUCACCUCAGUUCUGGAAAUCUCCCUUGGGCUCAGGACUAAGGGGCUGCCUCUAGGCCAGUGAUUCUCACUCCACCUGUGGUAACAUCCCCUUUGGAGGUUGCACAUCAGAUGUCCUGCAUAUCAGAUUUACAUUAUGAUUUGUAACAGUAGCAAAAUUACAGUUACUAGUAGCAAGAAAAUAUUUUUCUGAUUGAAGGUCACCACCACAUGAGGAACUGUGUUAAAGGGUCCCAGCAUUAGGAAGGGUGAGAACCACUGGUCUAGGCCCUCAUGACUGCCUGUGCCCAAGCCAUCCGUGCGUGGUUCUUUUCUCAGGUGGGAGAGAAAGGAGCACCACUCAGGAAGCAAGGAAGUGUGGUGAGGGGUGCUCUCUGAGACCCUCGGGGCCAUGACAGCUCCCCAGGCCCAUAGUUCCUUAGUCCCUCCUUCAGCCUCAAGCCUUUGAAGCCUGACCAGGUCCUGC
This is a messenger RNA of Peromyscus eremicus (cactus mouse), 2387 nucleotides long. RefSeq names its product H-2 class I histocompatibility antigen, Q10 alpha chain-like. The record is from RefSeq and is a predicted model, not a curated record. Bases 624 to 1721 code for a protein of 365 amino acids. Gene Ontology annotation, cellular component: external side of plasma membrane. The transcript is spliced from 7 exons. NCBI's taxonomy places the organism in Eukaryota, Metazoa, Chordata, Mammalia, Rodentia, Cricetidae. Gene Ontology annotation, biological process: antigen processing and presentation of endogenous peptide antigen via MHC class I via ER pathway, TAP-independent; antigen processing and presentation of endogenous peptide antigen via MHC class Ib; positive regulation of T cell mediated cytotoxicity. Gene Ontology annotation, molecular function: peptide antigen binding; signaling receptor binding.